This is a messenger RNA of Struthio camelus australis, 6915 nucleotides long. The record is from RefSeq and is a predicted model, not a curated record. Lineage: Eukaryota; Metazoa; Chordata; Aves; Struthioniformes; Struthionidae.
AAUCAGUUCAUGUGGUAAAUUUGCUGAAGUAUAGCCUAAUCCGUAACAGCUUGUUAACGUGGACACAAAUUUCAGAACUGAUUGGAACUGACUUACAUCUGGCCAGCUGGAAGCAAGGACAGAGGCGCACUGAUCUUUGCAAAAUCAUAUUUAUAUCAGUAGGCAUAAUGGAGCUGUAUAUGUUGCUCAAAGUAUACGAGUCAGUAGACCAUUAGAAGAAAUUUUAGGUAGCGGAUUUUAAACAUUGUAUGUGCUCUGCAGUCUGAUCUACUCUUUCAUGACAAGUCAAAUUGCGUAGACUUACUAUUCUCCAUGUAAGACUCCACGUUACUCUUUCUACAAGCAAUGCUAUUCAAAGAUUACAUUUAUAGGUUUUGCCGAAGAGAUGAGUACUGGUCGUUUGCAGGGGCUGACAGCUAUUUCUGUAGAACUUCCAGAUGUCCUGAAAUCACUCCAGUUGUGCAAGCUAAAAGAAAACGAGGUUAUAUUUCUAAAAGAUAUAAAGAAAAGCUUGGAAAAACCUUGUAUCACAAAACAUCAGAAUCAGCUUCCUGAAGUGCUUUGUGUGAUGAGAUUGUCUCCUUCAUUCCCAAGGAUCAAAGCUGAUUAUGUAUUUACCUUGCUGAGCAAGUAUACUACAGGUGUAAAAUAUGCAGUGGAAAUAAACUCAUUGCAAAAACAUCAAACAGAGACAUCCCAUGCAGAAGAUGAUGACACUAAUCAAUCAGUUUCUUCAAUUGAGGAUGAUUUUGUCACUGCUUUUGAACACUUGGAUGAAGAUGAGCCUUCAAAGAUACAGAGUGUUGGGGCAUGCAGCUUUAGUUCUCGAAACCAUCGAGAUGCUGCUUCACAGACCAUCCCCGCUCAAUGUUUAGAAGCUGUGGACUCAAAAAACCUCAUGGGUUCUGUACGUAGAAAGUCAUCUGCUAGAUCUUCCACUUUGAUUGAUAUUUUGGGACUUAAGGAACUGUCCUCAGUAAAAAAUUCAGUUACAACCUCAAUUUCUGAUCCGUGGAUACAGAGGAGUUUCUAUAAGCCAUAUAAUCCUUCUGAUCAAGGUGUUAAUUUUUUACAGAAAACAUUAUUUUCCUCCUCUCCGGCAGAAUCCUCUGAGUCAGAUUGCUCCAGCCCAAGCCCUGUUAUCUUCUUAGAUGAAGAAGGGUAUCAAAAAAGCUUGAAGGCAAAACUUCAGCUGCCAAAAAUUCCAGUAGUGAAAGAUGGUAUAGAGGAUUCGGACUCAGAAGUAAGUGAAUUUUUUGAUAGUUUUGAUCAAUUUGAUGAACUGGAACAAACCCUGGAAAACACUUGUAAAGUUAUUAGGGAUCCCGUCCAAGGGAAUCCUCCUCAGAAAAGGAGGGCUGCCCAUGAACAGCUGUGUUCUGCAAACAUAACAAUGAAUCCUCAAAAAUUCAAGUUUGAUCGUCCCACACUUCCAGCCAAUGUAAAGAAACCAACUCCUCGUAAACCUGAGUCGCCGUACAGCAGUGUCUUUGAUGUUCCAGAUUCUCCUCGCCCAGUUAAAACAUCAGGGGAAGAGAGUGGAGGCUUAUUUAGCCCUAUUAGAUCAUCAGCUUUCAGUCCACUAGGAAGCUGUGGUGGUUCUGAAUGCUUGUGUCGGAUGAAUCCUGGUGGAGAUGGGACAGGUCAAAACCACCAUGAUGCACUCUACGGUACUUACUCAGAAUACGCUGAUAGUUUUUCAUUUGAAAUACUGGGUUCUGUUUUUCAUUCCGAGUCUUCAUCAGAACAAAUCCAUGCAGGAAACGAUUCCAAAUGCCACAGAAUUGCUUUGAAAGGAGAAAAAGGUCAAGCUGUGGAUCACAGAAUGAAAACUGGCAAGGAGCCAGAGAAGCAAGCUAAAUUAAAACAUAAGUCAUUAAUGAUUAGAGAUAGCAUUCAAAAAUUUGCAACUGAUUUGGUUGAAAAAAGUUUUGGCAGUGCGUUUAAAGACCUACAAAAAGGUGUUUCUUCAUGUACCAAUGCACUUUGUCAUUUAGCUGCUAGAUUGACUUCCUCAGUCUUUCAAAUGGCUUUUUAUGAGAUUGGAAGACGUAGAGCAAUUUCCCUGAAGGAGCGUGCCAUUAAUGGGCUGGCAGGCUUUUUGGUGAGUGAAGCUAUAACUAGCGCUUUGAAAGAAUUGCGACAUGUAAAGAAACAAAUAUUUACCAACACAGUUGCACGUUUUGCAGCAGAUCUUGCUGAAGAACUUGUGUUUGAAGGAAUCAUGGAAGUAUGUCAGUUUUCAUAUCCAUCGACUCCUACGGCUGCACAGCCUUCAUCGUUUGAUUUUGAAGAUAAAGUGGUAAGAUCCUAUGCCAGAGAUUUAUCUGAAUCUGUCAUUCAGGAGGCUUUUAUUGAACUCUCUCAGGUUGAUGUGACCUUCACAACACAAGCAGCCAUUAGCGUUUCCAUGGACAACAUUAAAUAUGUGAGUGCAGAAAGUAUGUUACAGUCAACACAGACUUCCACAGCUUUUCCUACUUUUAAUGAUAGAGUAGCACUGAGUGCAAUACAAGAAUCCAAGACAGAAUAUACAGUGCAGCAAGCUCUAUUUUGUACCUCUGGUGUUGUAAGUUCGAUACCUGUGCCCUUAGCUGGAAGAGCUCUUUGUCAACAUCAGGUUUCCUCUGAUGUUUAUAAAGCAAAAGCAUGGAGCGCUUCAAACUCUGGCAGUAUGAAAGCGUAUAAAGACUCUACUCAUCCAUUUUUCAUACCUAGAAAGAGAGAGGAGGAAAUUGCUUCUUUCAGAAAUUUAUACCUAACUUCAGAUCCCAAUCAAAGUACUGAAAACAAUCCAUCACUUUUACAUAACCAAAAUGAUACCAAACAAACAAAUAACAGCUCUGGAAUGAAUAAUAACUUAGAAUUAACAAGUGGAUCGAAAAGCAUCAGUAGUUUCUCUGGAACAAUGGUAGAUAUGAUCGUAAAUGAAGCCUAUGAAGCCAUAACUUCAUCCAGGGUAACGAAAGCAGUGGAAGAGUAUACAGAUCUUUUAACAAGAAAAAUAUUAGAAAGAAAACCUUAUUUGCAAUGCAUUGGUGAAGAUUUUCCCAAGAACGUGUUCGCAGACCACUUGGCCAAGUAUAUCAUAAAGCAAUCUGUAGAUGAAAGUAACAGUGUGGUAUCAAGCACCUGUGAGAAUUUAGCCUGUAAUAUGGGCUCACAGAUAUAUGCAGAUAACAGUAGAAACGAACAAUAUAGUGCGAUAAUGAAGCAAGAGGCUGAGAAACAAAAUAAUGUUCCUAUAAUUGUUGAACAGCAACAGAUGCCUUUGAAUAAUCCACCUAAAUUUCUUCUUGCUCCUGGUCAUUCUGUUCAGCGGUCUUCAGAAUCUAGAGACAGUUGGCAGGAACAAAAAGGACGGAGGUUUUUUUCAAGUUCACCACCACGGUAUUCCACUGUGGCUUUUUCUAGGCAUGUUCUAGAAGACCUUACUGACACAGGAAGCUGCUCAAUAAAGUACUUAAAUAAGCCCUCAAAAAACCCUGACACUCAAAAAGCAUCAUCAGGAUCUCUGACUUACAGGCGGGAUGAUUGUUGUCUGCAUGCAAGUACCUUUGCAGGGAUGUUUGGUGGUGAAGAUGCUUUGCGGAUGGAAGAUAAAUCAACUACCAAGGAUGGAAAUACCUGUGUAAUGCCUGAUACACCCCCACCAACUCCCUUAGUACCAUGUGAAGCUAGUUCUGAAAGGAACCUAAGGAAGUUAUCUAAGAAACUCAAGGGAGAAUUAGCAAAGGCAUUUGCACCCGCGACGCCACCUUCUACACCAUACAAUCCAUCUGUUACUGGUUUGCCUGAAACUGAACAUGACUCCCUGGAAAAAGAAGAAUUUAUGCUGAAACUCAUGCGAUCACUUUCUGAAGAAGUGGAGAGCAGUGAAGAUGAAGAUUGUUCUGAAAUGCUAGUUGAGAAAGAAGAAUAUCCAGAAAAAACAAUACAGUAUGCAGAUCACUUAGCUAGUCAUAUAAUUUCAAUAGCGACUGAAAUGGCUGCCUCCCAUUUAGAUGAUAAAACAAAUGAAGGUGAAGCUAAUAAUCAGGUUAAGUUAAGUAUGCCAAACAAAAGAUGUGGGUAUGCUGCAUUUAUAAAUAUUCCGGAAGAGACCUGCAAUUCUUUGUGGAAUUAUGCAGGUGAUAUGGCAGGAAAAGUCAUCAGUGAGGCCAAGAAAAUGGUGAAAUCAAGGCAUUGUAAACUGUUGAGGUUGAAACGGGUUAACUGCCAGGUGGAUUGCCUUUAUCUGAGAAAAGGUGAUAAAGGUGAUAGUUCAAAAGAACGGUGGGGUCCAGGGUGGGACCAGUGGCCUGGGGAGAGAGAUUCGUCUGUACUUUCUUUACCACAAAAUUUGAGCAUGAUGGGUUUGACUUCCAAAUACCCAAGCUGUGAAAGCGUGACUGAUGAGUAUGCAGAUCAUAUUAUUCGAGUUUUGAAAAGAGAAGGUGGCAAUGCUGAAUUGUUAGUGGAUCAAUAUGCUAGUAGGCUUGCUUACAGAUCUAUAAAAUCAGGCCUACAGCAAGCUGCUAGGAAAACUAAAUUGAGAUGCAACAGAAAGACAUUACCUGGGCAAAAUACAGAGGUAAAUGGCAAGCUGGAGCUCUUCAAAAUAACAAAUAAAGAUUCACUACAGCAAGUGAGAAGCGAUAUCCAUCACUGUGAAGACCAAACUUGCGAAAGGAACGUCUGGACGCAGAGAGCGGAACGCACGGAGUUAUUGCACUUUUCAGAAUCCCUUGCUCACAGUAUAACUUGUGAUGUCAGGAAGAAAUUGAAAAUGCCAGGAGCGUGUUUGCCAAAAUCUUUAACAGAUUCUUGUCUAUAUAAAAAGACUGAAUUUGAUGAAGUCACGGGGGAUCUUACUAAAACAACAUUUUCUAGGGCAUUUCCUUUCUCCCCAAAUCGUAAACUAUAUCAUAGUACAGGCGAUUUAAAUGAAAAUGGUUACAGUGAAGGUAUAAUGCAAGCUAUAGAGCAGUAUGCUAGGAAAGUAGCAGAUGAUACUCUAGAAAUGAGUUUAGAAUCUGCUGUUCUCCAUGCAGCUGAAAACAGGAGAAAUGGAGAUAGGCUCUCAUACACUGAGAAGUUGUCUCCUUUUUCUGGAACGGUCUGUAGAUGCUGCAGUAUGAAGGAACAUCAGUGCUGUACAGAAAGUACGUCUCAUCUACCUGCGCAAGAAUCUACCAUUCCAGUGAAGCGUUUCCCUCAUUCCAGGUUGGGUGGCGUCUGUCAAAAAUCAAGAAUAUUUCACCUUGAUAUUCCUAAAAUUCAUAUUGAUGUAGAACAGAAGGCAGUGUUUUCUGACAAGGUGGUUACUGCAGCUGUUGAGAAAGCAGAGAGAGAACUGAGUAACACGAGUCUGACGGCUGACAGUGGUAUUGGGCAAGAUGGAGUCAGUUUUGCUGAAAGCCUUACUACUGAAAUAAUGACAUCAGCUAUGACUAAUAUUGGUCAGGCAGUAAACAUAAGCUCUGCUGGAAGAGAAGGAUUUCACUCAGUUGAAUCUAUUGUUAGCCAGCAGAUGAGUCUGAGUAUUGGUGAUGAUAGCACUGGCAGUUGGUCCAAUCUAAGUUUUGAAGAUGAACAUCCUGAUGAAAGCAGCAGUUUUCUUCACCUCAGUGACAGUUCAGCUGUGUUCUCUUCUUCUCCUGGCAGUAAUGGUAACAGCAGUAGCUGGAGCAGUCUUGGUUUAGAAGGGGAUAUGUAUGAGGAGAAUUUAUCCUUUCCAACAUCAGACAGUGAUGGAACAGAAGAUAAAGAUGAAGACUCCAAGGAUGCUGUAGAAGGUCUGGAGCAAAUAAGAAAGACUUUAGCAAUAGUGAAUGUUGAUCUGGAGCCAAAUUUAGUGGAUCUCGAGCUCAGAACAGCACUCCAGUGGCUGGCAGCUUCUGAAACAGAGGUGUCUAGCGUUCAUUUUCAUGACACUGCUACAAGGGAAUUUGUCUUUCUUUCCAGAAGACUGCGAGAAAGAGAUUGGAAAGUUGGAGAUCUCUUGCAAGCAGUGCUGGAAUACUGUGAAAUAUUAGAGAAGGCAUCUGACGAAGAACAAGUCCUAAAUAAGUCUUUGGUUGGUUGGCUUCUGGAAAAUGUCUGAAAAAUCCAAAGAUGCAACGUUCUUUGCUUCAUUCCCCUUUUAAAAGACAAGAAGAACAGAUAUGUAAUGUAAAACUUAACUGAUGAAUGUUCUAGUAAUUGUCAACACUUAGAAGACUUUGAGGUGAAAGUCAAAAUAGCUGUGCUGUGCUUUGUGAUACUGUGUACAUGAUGUGUUUAUGCAGUUCAUAAUUGGUGUUGUCCACCCACACAUGACUUGUAUUUACUGCUGUGUUCAGGCCAUUGAAAUAGUUUAUGAAAAAAUACCUUGUCUGUGCUAGCAGUUCAGAGGUGACGGUCUCAGGCGUGAUAUUCAGGAUUUGCUCUGUACCAGGCUAGCUCUCUUUCCUGUUUUGAGGUGUGCUAAAUUCACAGCGCGUCUAAGAGCACUGAUGGAGAGUUCUGGAAAAUCUUGCUGCAGACACUAAGGAAAUUACCGCUCUUUGCCAGGUGUUACAUGCCCAUGGGCAGCGUUGGCAGGUGGAAAAUUGUCACAGUGCCCAAGGAGCGUCUUAAUGCAGUCUAGCUUCCUAGCUGCCUUUAUCACGUUUAACUAUAUGUGAAGAUGUGUAAUUCUGCACUAAAAUCAUUGAAGUGCAAGUAUGUGUUCCCUUUUGUUGACUACUGUACUUCUGGCAGCAGGGCAGAGUAGGUAGCUGAAGGUAACUUCCUAAAUCUUGCUUCAGCAAGGUUCGCGAAAGCUUGCCUAUCAAGUUUAAAUUGCUCAGUUUUUUUGUUUAUUUGUUUUUUUAACUAAAGCGUUUUGUUUACUUCUAUGGCAUUAAUUUUGUGUCUGAAAAGUUCAUAUGUUAGUCUUACACACUGAUAGGU